This is a messenger RNA of Mercenaria mercenaria, 1864 nucleotides long. Its product is annotated as homeobox protein Hox-C5a-like. Bases 416 to 1309 code for a protein of 297 amino acids. Gene Ontology annotation, molecular function: DNA-binding transcription factor activity, RNA polymerase II-specific; DNA binding. NCBI's taxonomy places the organism in Eukaryota, Metazoa, Mollusca, Bivalvia, Venerida, Veneridae. The record is from RefSeq and is a predicted model, not a curated record. Gene Ontology annotation, biological process: regulation of DNA-templated transcription; central nervous system development; neuron differentiation. The transcript has 3 exons.
GAUUUAACGCGAUUAGAUUACUAUCACGAUACAAUAUUGCAAUUAUCAAUGAGAUAACUUGAAAAGAUCGGUUAAUCGAAUCAGUGUCAAGUAGGGGGAUGAGCAGAAAAAGUGACAAUUUAGAUAUAUAAGGAGAAUUUGCACGCACCCAGUAUAUAAAGGAUCUAAUGACCCCAAUAGGUUCAUUAAUGUUUUACAUCUUUUGGUGACUGGAUUUAAUGGAGAUUUAUAUAAAUUAAUGACAGAUAAAAAACAACAUUUUUCGUAUUUUUAUUCUGUGGUUACCAUAAGUAAAUGGACGUUUUUCUCAUGAAUUUCAAGUUCGUUGAACGUUUUUGAUGCACAUGGGUAAGGCCAUUUGAACGGACUUCGCACUUACGCUUUUACCUUUAUUUAGUGGCAUAUAGGAAGUGAAAUGCAUUCAAGUUCUGCCCAGAUGCUAGCCAUGGCUAAUUCAUUUUGGCCCUUGGCUUAUUCGUUGAAAUCAUAUGACUUGUCUGUGCAUCCCGCAUUUUUAUCAUCUGCAUACAGAACAAUUCCAACCUUACCGUAUGCUCCACCGGCAACUUCGCAGACGACACCAACAUCAUCGCCUCCUCAAAAAUCCAGUGACAAAUUUUCAAUAGACGCUAUUCUAAGCAAGGACAAACGACCGGACUCAACGAGUUCAGAAAAUUCAACAGACAAUUUAAAGAAAUUUACACACAGUUUUCUCGAAAGUGACAAAAUUCAUGAUACAAGUUUUCAAAGACGACACCAGCGUUUGUUUGAAGCAGCACAUCCGUAUCUAGGUCACACGAACGCUGUUCAAGAUCUACAUCAACAUGUUCAGCAUUCGCAGCAGCCGACACACCUAUCGCCUGCGUACAGACAAUUGAACGACUCUCCGAGAACAACCGGUGUUGACAAAAGCGAGAAGAAAUCUAGUCCAAACUGUCAGUCAUGGAGUAAACAAGCCAAAGGGAAACGAGUUCGAACCAUAUUCACACCAGAACAACUUGAAAGAAUGGAGGCCGAGUUCGAACGCCAACAAUACAUGGUUGGAACUGAAAGAUAUUACUUAGCGACAUCACUUAACCUGACAGAGGCCCAGGUGAAGGUAUGGUUUCAAAACAGACGCAUUAAAUGGCGAAAACAACACUUAGAACAGCAAAAAGCGAAACUUAAUUCCAUAGACAUUUACCGCCAGGAAUCUGGCAGUGACUCGGAGAGCGAGGAAGAAAGACAUGUGAUUGGUGGAGGCAGAAGUCACGUGGAGUCGUUGACAGACCCGUUCCAAAGUCCACGUGAAUCCCGUGCAACACAAUAGACGCGAAUCACGUACAAGGAAACAGAAAACAGAAUAUCGUGUACAGUGUUGUCAUCAAAUGAUUUAAAAAUAACAAGAAGUUGUGAAGAGAUGCAUUAAGACAUCUAAUCUAACCCUAAUUCACAAACUUAUAAAGACACCCUAGUCAAACGGCAUUAACUUUUUUUUACCGAUGUUGAGAGUAGCGCUGAUUUCAGUUAUAUGAAACUGCCGUUCAACAUAACCUUUUGAAAAGAUGUUAAAGUCAUAUGAAGGAAUAAAUGACAUUAAGGACAAAUAAAUUUGACCUUAUUUGCUGUGUAAUUUAUGUUGUACUAUUACAAAGUUCGACAACUCAUGAUUUUAUGAUGGAUUUAUGGUACGAUUUCUUCGUAGCAACCCCUUGUCGUGUGAAGAUUUAUCCCUGUGAUUUUUUUUUUUGUAAAAUAUCAGAUGUAAACUGGUACCAAGAUUGGUGCCACCUGUGCCGUUCACACUGGUCAGACAUUAUUGAAUUAUUAAGUCGGACAAACACAUUAUAUGUUGCAUAUAUUUCUUUAACAGAAAUAAAAUGUU